Molecule: messenger RNA, 1149 nt
Organism: Stegodyphus dumicola
Lineage: Eukaryota; Metazoa; Arthropoda; Arachnida; Araneae; Eresidae
Source: RefSeq, a predicted model, not a curated record
AUGGAACCAUGCACGACUGUAGGCACCCAGCCUACGCAACUGAAUGCGCAGAAUACCAGCGAGCAGCUGCCUACAUCCGCAGCAUCACCCAAUAUUAAUAACAACACACCCUACGUAAUUGCGAAAGUCAACAAGGCGCAAAACGUUCAGAUAAAUACAGUGUUUAACUCAAACGAAGAACCCAUCAGAUUUUUACAAAUCAAUAUGCAGCGAGCCAGGGCUGCGGUCGCUCAGACAGUUCAAUUCGCAAUUGAUAAUAAAAUAGACUUUAUCAUAGGUCAAGAGCCAUAUACCCGCGAUGGCGCGGCAGCAGGUUUUCCAUUGCAAUGGACAGUAUUUCAAAGUUCCAAUCACGACCAUCCACCAAGAGCUAUAAUAAUAAGCUGUAAUCCAGACUGGUCUCCAACAUCUAUCUCACUCGAUCAAGAUCAUGUAGCAGUGCUCGUAGAAGUACAUUCCUUCUCUGUUAUCUUAGCGUCGAUCUAUUCUCCUCCAACAGCGGAUAUUGGCCCGACGACAAGAUUCAUCCAAAGUGUCAUACAUCGAUUUAAAAUCCCAAAUAUGAUCUUCGCAGGCGAUUACAAUUCACAUAAUACGGCCUGGGGAUAUCGAACUACAGACCCGAAAGGGAGAGAACUAGAGGACUUCAUAUCCUCAAGUAAUCUAAUAGUCCAGAAUACAGCAGAUGCACCACCAUCCUUCGACAGGGUCUUUGCGCAGGGAUGGCCAGACCUCACCCUGACCACUCUGCACGUAGCACCUCUUUUGCAGGACUGGAAAGUCGAAGAGGAAGAGAGCCUCAGUGAUCACAAGUUCAUUACCUUCUCUAUAUCGCAGACCACCUCCGUGUCCAAGAUCAAACGCUAUAACCUUCCUGGCCGAAAAUUAACAACAUUUACGAAGAAAAUUAAAGUGCAGCUAAUGCGCCUCGAACCUUCGCUCCAACUAGCUAACACGUCAGCAGAAUUAGAAGACUUCUCCGUAACAUUACAAGAAACAAUGCAAGCCAUAUGUAAUGAAAAUCUCCCUCUUAGAAAACCUAAGAGACUCCAAGGCAUUCACUGGUGGUCGAGUGCGCUCAGAAUACACAGCAACGAAAGUGCAGAGCACCUGCGAAGAAACUCAAAAGCGAAAGACGGUUGGAGAUAG